Messenger RNA from Biomphalaria glabrata, 2742 nucleotides. RefSeq lists its product as uncharacterized. The record is from RefSeq and is a predicted model, not a curated record. The coding region runs from base 33 to 1430 and encodes 465 amino acids. Lineage: Eukaryota; Metazoa; Mollusca; Gastropoda; Planorbidae. The transcript is spliced from 2 exons.
GUUGGCAAUUAAUUCGACUUCUGGUUACUACAAUGGCAAGAUGUCUAUCUCUUACAACGGUUCUCAAAUCGCUGAUCACUUUGGUAGUCUUAAUUACUUUUAUGAUCGCUCUGAUUAAAACGAGAAUUUUAGAACCACAUGUUCCAGAAAGGUCAUUAGCGCGUGAUCCAGGUCCACCUAUUUUGUUAGCCACAGACAGUUAUCAUGCAAAGGACAGUAGAUUAGAAAGAAACAAUAAUGGUAUUGAAGGAAGUGAAUUUGAUAAAAACAAGCAAGAUGAAUCAGAUGAUGAUAAAAUUGGUGAUGUUGAAGACAAUGACGAUGAUUCUAGCAAUGAAGACAUCUCAGAAAGUGUUGGAGAAGUCGUUUCCAUUAAAGAUGAGAUUGAGAUUCUCGGAAACAUUCUAACACAAAAGUUGGCAGCUGUCUACGAUGUGAAUAUAGAACCACUGAAACCAACUUGCAGGAAUAAAUCUGUCCUCGCCAACAGCUGCGAAGGCAGCAAGCGAUGUUUGCGGACUCAGCUGCCGGACGAUCCGAAAGCCAGAGUGCAGCAACUCGUUGGGCCGAAUAAGCUUCGUCUCAGCCCGACGCAGCACGAACUUUUACGGAAGAUGGCGAAGAAAGUCGAAGGAUUUUACGACAUUAUUCUUCUAACCGCCGCCUCUUCCAACCAUUUUAACGAGUCUCAAGCUUUACUCCAAACCGUACACACAAACCUAUUUCCAAUUCUGAAAAACUUUACGCUCAUUUUUUACGACAUUGGGCUGACAUCUCAAGAGAAAGCGCUAAUGAUGAAGAACUGUAGAUGUCAGUAUCUGCACUUUCCAUUUGAGGUUUUCCCGGAAUUCCUCCGCGAGUUGAGAUGUUAUUCUUGGAAGCCUGUCAUGAUCAAGUCGAUGCUGCAGAAGGCCAACAUCAUCGUCUGGAUGGACGCCUCUGUGCGUUUCCUUGACCAGACCGAGAACAUCCAGGUUGUCAUUGGCAACGCCAGAAAGCGUGGUGUACAGAUUGGGGGCAGCAACGUCAUUUCCGCUUUCAGAACUUUCCGCAGCAUGUACCACUUCUUUGGCGACGAACCAUGCGCCUAUUUCGCCCUGGGGAUGGCCAAAGCUACUUUUGGUAUAUACCACAACGAGAUCUUUGUCGACAGGGCCAUCUUGGCGCCCUGGGCCGCAUGCGCACUCACUGCCGAGUGCAUGUGUCCGCCCGACAGAUUUAUGGGAACGUGCAGACAGAGCAAGGACAUGUUUAAACUUUGGCGGGAGCAGGACGGACCAAUCAUGUACGGUCUGUGCCACCUCUACGACCAAUCAGCGAUAAGUCUUAUCUUGCAUAAACUUUACCAGGAGAGUUUUCGCUGGGUCUAUUGUAACACAAAUUAUUUCUCUCGCAUACAGCGCGAUGACCUUGCGGGUUACUUCUCUUGACAAGUUUCAUGAUUAUGUGUGCAAUAUUUUAAUAACUUGUAUAGUUGUCAUACAAUUCUACUAUUCUGAAAGUUAUGAAUCAGUAUUUUAUAAAUUAUUGCUAUUUUAUUAUUUUCUAAUAAAUGUUAUUGUUUUAAAUUUUAAAGGGAAAUAAUUCUUUGUUUAUUAAAUAUCAAUAUUGAAUGCUUAAGUGAAAAAUUUGUGGAAAGAUGUUUAUAUUUGAUAAGGAGUCCAUGUAAUCAUAACAAUUAAUCAAUUAAUCAAUUAAUCAAGACAUCGUUCGGAUAUUCCUUCAAAUUUGAAGAUUGUUACAUCAUAACCGAAACAGGACGAGGGAGGGGGUGGCAUUAGGCGGAGUUAGAACCCGGGACCGCCGAAACGACAGUCCAGAAAACAAAGGUGUUGAAGGUUGCUUUUAGUGUGUUUCGUAGGUCUUUAAACUCAGUCCGGAACUGAACAACAUGCCAGCAGACGACUACUGACUAUAACAUUAUUUUUACAUAUUUGAGCUUCAAAUGUGGAACUUGAAGAAAGAAAAAAAAAGUUCUUGUAUUUUGAAUCUUCUUAAAAUUAAAUAUGGUCUCUUAUGAACACGCGCGUCAGUGCUUGUAUUCAGUGCAGAGAUAAAUAAAUAGAUAAAAGUUUAGGAGCAUUGUGCAUAGCUCUAAUGUAGAAAUCAUUAGCUGGACCAGUGGCGUUACUAGGGUGGUGCGAGGGGUGCGGUCUACACCGGGUGACACCCUUUUGGGGGUGAAACUCAAGUUGGAAAAAUUAUUUCUUGGCAAAAAGCAGACACAUCGGAAAAGAUAAUAAGAAUAAAACAGACAAAUUUAGACAGUAUUUUAAAGAUUAAAUGACACAGCCCAAAGUUAUACCAUUUCUGUCUCAAAGUAUAACAACGGAAACCUUUUCAGGUGAUGUUAAGUCUGUUUCUAAUUUUAAUUGAGUUUCGUUGUAAAACUUGCAAUCACAAUGGAAUAGAUGUCAUAAAGAGUUGGAUGUUUUAAAAGAAUUGAAACUCAUUUUACAUUUGAGUAACAAUAAAAAAAAAAGGGGGGUUGGUUCAACAAAAAGAGUUAACUAACAAUUGUGACACUGACAAGAGUGACGCCGCUGAGCUAGACUGCUAGAAUUUGACUAUGACAAUAUGCAUGUAUACUUCUAUUGUUGAUAUCACAUAUUGAUACAUUGUAAAUCUCUAACUAGAUCCGUAUUCUAGACUAGACAGCUGUCUUUUAAUGUUUCCAAGUCUGGAUCUAAAUCACGAAAUCUAAAACAUUAAGUAGAUUUAUACAUGGGAGUAACAAGGAUG